This is a messenger RNA of Rasamsonia emersonii CBS 393.64, 2106 nucleotides long. RefSeq names its product Pyruvate carboxylase. NCBI's taxonomy places the organism in Eukaryota, Fungi, Ascomycota, Eurotiomycetes, Eurotiales, Trichocomaceae. The record is from RefSeq and is a predicted model, not a curated record. The transcript is spliced from 3 exons. Gene Ontology annotation, molecular function: metal ion binding; ATP binding. Bases 1 to 2106 code for a protein of 701 amino acids.
AUGCCGCCUCCAGCGCGGCCCAUCAAGCGGCUUCUUGUCGCAAAUAGGGGCGAAAUCGCCGUUCGUAUCCUCCACGCCGCCCGCGAAUUGCCCACCCCCGUCGAGACAUUCGCGCUCUACACGGAAAAUGAUCGCUCCCACUGUGAUCUGGGCCGGCCACGGCAUGCCCUUCUUCUCCCCUCACAUGCAUCGUACGUGGAUAUCCCCUUCCUUGUCCAAUUGGCGCGUGAACAUGCCAUCGAUGCAGUCCACCCGGGAUACGGGUUCCUGAGCGAAAGCGCCGAAUUCGCUCGCCGCAUGUGGGAGGAGGCUGGCGUGGUGGUCAUCGGUCCCGGAUGGGAGGCUCUGGAGCAGAUGGGCGAUAAGCUGCAGGCGAAAGCGCUCGCUGUGCGCUGCGGCGUGCCCGUCCUGCCGGCCCUGAAGGACCCGACCGGCGACAUCGGUCAAAUCCGCGGAUUUGCCAGGCAGGUGGGAUAUCCCGUCAUGAUCAAGGCUGUCGAUGGCGGAGGUGGCAGGGGCAUCCGGCUGGUUCGACAGGAAUCCGACCUGCAGAAUGCCGUCGACCGUGCCAAGGGGGAGUCGCCGUCGCAGACUGUCUUCGUCGAGAAGGCUGCCGUCCGCGGUUUCCAUCAUGUCGAGGUGCAGGUCGUUGGUGAUGGUAGUGGCCGGGUGAGACACCUCUGGGAGAGGGAUUGCAGCGUGCAGCGAAGGUUUCAGAAGAUUGUCGAGUGUGCGCCUGCAGGUAUUGGUGACGGAAGGUUGAUCGAGAAAGUCAUUGACUCUGCGCUCAGAAUGGCCAGUGAGUCCCGAUAUCUUUCUCUCGGAACCUUUGAGUUUCUCGUCAACGAGCACCAGCAAGAGUUUUACUUCUUGGAAAUCAACCCACGCCUCCAGGUCGAGCAUACAGUGACAGAGUGUAUCACCGGUGUGGACCUGGUGCAGACACAGCUCCUGCUGGCCCAGGGCUAUUCUCUGCAGCAGCUGGGGUUGGAAGACGCGAUCCAGCCGCCACAUAGCUACUCCAUCCAAUUGAGACUGUGUGCUGAAGAUCCAGGCGCAAAUUUCGCUCUGAGCAUCGGCAAGGUGACAGAAUUCAUCGUCCCCACGGGGAACGGCGUCCGGGUCGACACCAACAUCUCGCCGUCGUCUCCCGUCAUCGUCGGAUCAGACUUUGACAACCUCAUGGCCAAGAUCAUUGUGACGGCGGCAAGCUGGGAGGCCGCUGUCAGCAAGGCCCGACGAGCCCUGAGUGAUACGAGGAUAUCCGGAGUAAAGACCAACAUCGACCUCCUUCGAGGGAUCGUCGACCAUGAGGAUUUCCUUGCGUGCAGGACCGAUACGCAGUGGCUGGAGGGUCAUCUCGAGUCUCUUGUUCGCACAGGUCGAGCUCUAUCACAUGCCGCAGGACAGCAAGAGUCUGCCAUCACGCCCGUCACAGGUGCAGCAGUCUCGUCAGCAGCGUCAUCCGCAUCUGCUCCAUCCUCGACUGUCUUGUUUCGCAAAGGGGACGCCUGGUCCAUCACGCUCGAACCACUUUCCCAAGACAGUCAAUCUUCUUCCCUGCAGAAGACACAGCAGAAUCUCCCCCACCACCUGCUCCUUCGGCGCGUCCUCCGCAACGAAUUCCCAUCCUCCUUCUCCGCCGAAAUCGAGUAUACCCUCCCAUCAUCAUUCACCGGUGGUAAACCCGGAACGACAGCCUACAGACUGCACGUUACAGAAACCAACACGUCAGCUUCAGCCCUGACAUCCGCCUCCCAUCGCCGCGGCGACCCGACAAACCCCGACCACAUCCUUCUCCCGUUGUCGGGCAAACUGAUCGAGGUCCUCGUCUCCGAGGGGGACGAGAUCGCCGAGAACGAGGUCAUCGCGUUCGUGAAGCAGAUGAAGAUGGAGCUGGAGGUGCGCAGUCCCCGGGCGGGGAGGGUGAAAUGGGCGCUGGAAGUGGAUAACGAGGAAGAGGGCGAGGAUGUUGCCGAGGGGGUGUUAUUGGUGGAGUUGGAGGAUGCAGGUGGAGCGAGUAAUAAUAAUACUAAUAAUGAUAGUGGUAGUGCUGGUGCAAAUAGUGAUACAGGGACUGGUAAAAGAAGGAUGGGGAAGCUGUAA